GCAGGUCAAAAAAUGGCUCCAAAGUUGACAUCUGACCUACUUCGGCAACUUCGCCAGGUGAUGAAGAACACCAAGUAUGUACCUGAGCCUAUUCAGGCAUACAUUGUGCCUUCUGGAGAUGCUCAUCAGAGUGAAUCUGUUGCAGAAUGUGACUGCCGACGGGCAUUCAUCUCUGGCUUUAAUGGCUCAGCAGGAACUGCAAUUAUUACAGAACAGCAUGCAGCAAUGUGGACAGAUGGGCGCUAUUUUUUGGCUGCAGCCCAGCAGAUGGAUGAAAACUGGACACUAAUGAAAAUGGGCUUGAAAGAUACUCCUACUCAGCAAGACUGGUUAAUAAAGGUUCUUCCAGAAGGGUCAAAGAUUGGUGUAGAUCCAUACAUCAUUCCUGCUGAUGAGUGGAAACGCAUGUCCAAAGCUCUAAGAAGUGGUGGCCAUUCUCUUAUUGCAGUUAAACAAAAUCUUAUUGAUGUAGUUUGGACAGAUCGCCCUCCUCGAACCAGCAACUCUUUAAUGGUUUUGGGACUAAAAUAUGCAGGUAUAACACUACAGGAGAAGAUUACAGCUUUGCGGGGCAAAAUGUCUGAAAAACAUGCUUCCUGGUUGGUGGUGUCAGCCCUGGAUGAAGUUGCAUGGCUUUUUAACCUCCGUGGUUCUGAUGUUGAGCAUAAUCCCGUAUUUUUUGCCUACUCAGUAAUAGGCAUAAAUUCAAUAAGGUUGUUCGUUAGUGGAGAUCGUGUUUUGGAUCCUACUGUCCGGGAGCAUCUUGGCCUUGAUAGCUCUCCCAAGUCAGAUUUUACAGUCCAGAUUUUGCCAUAUGAGUCUUUUGAGACAGAACUGGAGACCAUCUGUUCCAGUCUGAAUCCAAAGGAGAAAGUCUGGCUUUCAGCUAAAGACAGCUAUGGCCUGACUGAACUUAUUCCAGAGGUACAUAGAUAUUCCACUCCAUAUUCUCCUAUUUGUUUGACGAAAGCUGUGAAAAAUGCAACUGAACUUGAAGGAAUGAAAAGAGCCCACAUUAAAGAUGCAGUGGCUCUUUGUGAACUCUUUGCCUGGUUGGAGAAAGAGGUUCCAAAAGGUAUAGUAACAGAAAUAUCAGCUGCUGACAAAGCUCUGGAAUUCCGCAGGCAACAGGAAGAUUUUGUUGACUUGAGCUUCUCAACAAUUUCUAGCUCUGGACCAAAUGGUGCAAUUAUUCAUUACUGUCCAUCUGUGGAAACCAACAGAGCUCUGACUGUGAAUGAAGUCUACCUCAUAGAUUCUGGUGCUCAGUUCAAAGAUGGGACUACAGAUGUGACCAGAACAAUGCAUUUUGGUACACCGUCAGAGUAUGAAAAGGAAUGCUUUACUUAUGUUCUUAAGGGACACAUAGCAGUAAGUUCAGCAGUUUUCCCCAAUGGAACAAAAGGACAUCUUCUAGAUUCCUUUGCACGUUCAGCAUUGUGGAACCAAGGUCUGGAUUAUCUCCAUGGAACAGGACAUGGUGUUGGGUCAUUCUUAAAUGUCCAUGAAGGACCUUGUGGCAUCAGUUACAAAACAUUUGCAGAUGAGCCUUUGGAGUCCAACAUGGUUGUGACAGAUGAGCCUGGUUAUUAUGAAGAUGGAGCUUUUGGAAUAAGGAUUGAAAAUGUAGUCAUUGUGGUUUCUGCAAAAACAAAGUACAACUUCAAGAACAGAGGAAGUUUAACAUUUGAACCUAUUACGCUGGUUCCCAUACAGACUAAAAUGAUAAAUUUGGAUAUGCUGACACAGCAGGAGCUGGAUUGGCUGAAUAAUUACCACAGGAAGUGCAGGGAUGUAAUAGGAGCAGAACUGGAACAUCAAGGACGCCAGGAGGCACUCCAGUGGCUUCUCAGGGAAACUCAGACAGUUACUGUCUCAUGAAAAAGCUAAAGCUGGAAGGUCUGCCAUAACAGGACAUCUGGAAAUCAUAAUGGCUAUGCAGAAAAUGCUUUCUGUUUGUGCAGGAUGAUUUGCACUGAAUGCUUUUCCUUCCUUGAAGGUUAGCAUUGACAUUUGUUUACAGUGAUUGAGUAAACAACUUCAUUAUUCUUUCAUUAAAAUGUAAAUGAUUUUAUUAUAAACAACUUUUAGAGAAACCUAUUUAAUUUUCUCUCAAUUUGUACUCAGAAUUCGUUAUAAUUAAAUGCUUUCAAAUUGCCAGGUAUUUUGGGAAGCGUGGCGUACAUUUUUCUAAAUUAUGUUUGCCUACUGAGAAAAUGUUGCCUGAUUUCAUGGAUUUGUACUGUUGAAUGACUUAAGAUGGCAGUAUUUCUAUUACAGUCCUAUUUUUGACCCAAGUGAA
Molecule: messenger RNA, 2302 nt
Organism: Protopterus annectens (West African lungfish)
Lineage: Eukaryota; Metazoa; Chordata; Ceratodontiformes; Protopteridae
Gene: XPNPEP1
Product: X-prolyl aminopeptidase 1
Exons: 19
Coding region: 13-1881 (622 amino acids)
Molecular function (GO): metalloaminopeptidase activity
Source: RefSeq, a predicted model, not a curated record